UUUUUUCGCAAGACAAUACAUAGUUGAAAGGGUUGGUUGUAAUUAUCCAAACACGAGGGGGGAUUUCGUAAUUUGAGCUUACCUCGGGGGGCUCGCCGUAAUUUGACCUAAUUUUUAUAAGCAUAAGAAAUUUGAAGUAUAAAGCCAUCCACAAAUAAAGUAAUUUUAUUGUGAUAUGACUCGGCUCUUUCAGAGCAGUGCACAAAUCUUUUCAGGAAAGUUAUAUAAUGUAGAAAAAGAAAUUGUCUUCCAUUCCCUAAUCUGCCUUAUUCUUUCAAGAAACUUACUAAAGUUUUCACUUUCACACACACACACACCCAUGUGUAUGUGUGUGAUCCAAAAGACGAAUAGUCGAAAGACGACGAGGAUAUUAAUCUAUUAACGGCAUGCAAUUUGCCGUAGUCUUAAAGUUCCACACCUAACAUUGAAUUAAAAUUCGACAUUAUUACCUUAGCCUCGCCGUCCGGUCAACGAAACAAGACAAGAAAACUCACUCUUACUACCAUAAGAAGCUUCCAAAGAAAAACAAAGAGAAGGAAAAAAGAGCACACCCACUCACUAAAAUCCAAGAAAAUAGUUACACAAACUCUCUUCCUCGAAGUUUCCUCUCCCAACUAACACAACACUAAGUGUAGAUAAAAUGCCUUCCUUCCUUAAUUUACUUCAUAGCAAUCAUUUUCAUAUUUCUAUACAAAUUAAAUCGAUAUAUAAAGAAAAGAGAAAAACAUGGUUUCGAUUUCAAACAUGUUAUCCAAUCACGCGGCCAACUUACCAUCUGCAAAAACAAUCAUCUCAACCGCAGCUUCACUAGCCGCUUCGGCUAUGGUGAUCCGUUCGAUCGCCCGUGAUCUAAUACCCUACGAACUCCAACAAUACGUCCACUUAUCAAUCCAAUCUUUCUUUAAAUCAUUUUCCAAUGACAUCACUUUGAUCAUCGAGGAAACAAGCGGACUAUCGGCCAAUCAAAUCUACAAGGCGGCCGAAAUCUACCUAGGCACGAAGAUUUCUCCCCACACGGACACGUUCACGGUGCACAUGCCCAAAAUGGAGAGCAAGAUUUCGACUUCAAUGGCCAAAAAUCAAGAACUUACGGACGAAUUCAAUGGGAACACCUUCAAGUGGCGGCAAAUCACUCGACAAAUCGAGUCCGCUCGUUCGAAUUCAUACCCCGGUCAGCAAGUCAACCAGUCAGAAGUCAAGUAUUUCGAGCUCCGUUUUCACAAGAAACACAAGAAAACGGUGUUUGAGUCUUACUUCCCUUACAUCCUCGGGGAGUCGCAAAUAAUGAAAGAAGACAAAAAGACCCUCAAAAUCUACACUUUGGGCAACGAUCGCUACACAGGUGAUUAUGCGUGGAAUUCGAUUAAGCUCGAUCAUCCAGCAACAUUCGACACUUUAGCGAUGGACAAUAAGCUAAAGAAAACAAUCAUAGAUGAUCUUGAUAUGUUUGUGAGGAGGAGGGAUUUCUAUAGAAAAGUGGGGAAGGCGUGGAAAAGGGGGUAUUUGUUAUACGGCCCCCCUGGGACUGGAAAAUCGAGCUUAAUUGCUGCUAUAGCAAAUUACUUAAACUUCGAUGUGUAUGAUUUGGAGUUAAGCGGUAUUCAAACAAAUUCCAGUUUGAGAAAAUUGUUGGUUAAUACAGCGAAUAGGUCUAUACUUGUGGUGGAGGAUAUCGAUUGUAGCCUUGAGAUUGACGAUCGCAAGUCAGAUGAACAAAUUCUCAAGAAACUCACAUCGAGUCAAACCCAAAUCCAGACAGUAAAUAUUAUUCGAAACGAUAAAACGAACCAAGUGACAUUAUCAGGGCUGCUAAAUUUCAUUGAUGGGCUAUGGUCAAGCUGUGGAGACGAAAGGAUUAUAGUGUUCACAACAAACCACAAGGACCGAUUGGACCCGGCUUUGCUUCGGCCGGGUCGAAUGGAUAUGCACAUAUUGAUGAAUUACUGCACACCUUGUGCAUUCAAGAUUCUAGCGAAGAAUUAUCACGGGAUUAACAAUCACUCGCUUUUCGGCGAGAUUGAAGGAUUGAUUGAUGAUGUCAUGGUGACACCAGCAGAAGUUGGUGAGCAGUUGCUGAGGAAUGAAGAUGCUGAUAUUGCACUUCGUGAACUUAUCGAGUUUCUUCGAGAGAAAAAGAGGCAAAGCGACGAACGAAAUGCAAGAAACGAAGACGAUAAAGGAGAACAAAUUGAGGAAUAAUAAUAAUAAUUCAUCACCAAUUUUCGUUAUGGAGUGUCUGAAUCUGAGAUAUCAGUUGUUGAUUUUGAUAAUAAUUUAUGAUGAACUACUAAGGCCUCGUUUGGUUUGA
Molecule: messenger RNA, 2308 nt
Organism: Erythranthe guttata (spotted monkey flower)
Lineage: Eukaryota; Viridiplantae; Streptophyta; Magnoliopsida; Lamiales; Phrymaceae
Product: AAA-ATPase At3g50940
Molecular function (GO): ATP binding; ATP hydrolysis activity
Source: RefSeq, a predicted model, not a curated record